Molecule: messenger RNA, 1533 nt
Organism: Hansenula anomala
Lineage: Eukaryota; Fungi; Ascomycota; Saccharomycetes; Phaffomycetales; Wickerhamomycetaceae
Gene: APN2
Product: DNA-(apurinic or apyrimidinic site) lyase APN2
Exons: 2
Coding region: 1-1533 (510 amino acids)
Biological process (GO): base-excision repair
Cellular component (GO): nucleus
Molecular function (GO): zinc ion binding; DNA-(apurinic or apyrimidinic site) endonuclease activity; phosphoric diester hydrolase activity
Source: RefSeq, a predicted model, not a curated record
AUGGAAUCUGAGACCCCCCUUGAUCAAAUACCCACCAAGCAACAAGGUCAUAUUCGACUUAUCACGUUCAACAUCAAUGGUUAUAGAACGGUUUUCCACUAUCAUCCAUGGAAUAAGUUGAGGAAAUUUUCAAACAUGUUCAACUCCUUAUAUGGAGACAUAAUCACACUACAAGAGAUCAAAGUAGCUGCUAAAGAUGUUGAUAAUAAUAUCGGAAGGUUGGAAGGUUAUAAUACUUUUCUGACUGUUCCAUCAUUGAAGAAAGGUUACUCUGGAGUUGGUGUUUAUGUUAGGGUUCCAAAAGAGGAUGAACCUGAAGCUGUUAAAACAGCACUCACUGUGGUAAAGGCUGAAGAAGGUCUUACAGGUGUUUUGAAAUCACAUGAUACAAAGAAAUCCUAUAAUCAGAGUGACAAUUGUAUUGGUGGGUACCCAAACCUUGAUGAGGAUGUUGCCCAUCAGAUUGACAGUGAGGGAAGAUGUGUUGUAAUUGAGACUGCAAAUAAUACUGUUGUGCUCUCGGUUUAUUGUCCAGCUAAUUCUAUGGGGACUGAAGAAGGAGAACAUUUCAGAAUCCAAUUUUUGGAAGCAUUGUUCUCGAGAAUAAGGAACUUGGAAGAGAUGGGCAAACAUGUUGUCCUUAUGGGGGAUAUCAACGUAUCCAGAGAUUUGAUCGAUAGUGCAGAUGGCAUUAACCAUCGUUUGAGAGAAGGACAAUUACUCAAGGUUCAAGACAAGUUUGAAGAUCUGAAUAGUGAACAAACUAUAAACUUUAUCAGGCGUUCUGUGCCGCGAAUGCUUUUGAACGAAUUACUGAUUGAUAGUAUUGAUCAAGAGAUGGAACUUGAGAAGCCAAGGAUAAUGCUGGACUUGGUAAGGAAAACUCAAGGAAGAAAACAAGGUCUUUAUACGGUAUGGAAUACUUUGAAGAAUUCAAGGCCUGGAAAUUAUGGUUCAAGAAUUGAUUUAAUUUUAGCAACUGAAAGACUGGCAGAAUGUUGUAAAGGUGCCAAUAUUUGGCCCUUCCUAAUGGGGUCUGAUCACUGUCCAGUAUAUUCAGAUUUUGAUGUCAGUUCAAUAUCAGGCGUGGCUUCAAAAGUUCCCCUUCCAAGGUUAGAGGCUAGAUAUGUUUACAAGUUAUCUAUGGGAAGUAUUGAUUCGAUGUUUGCAAAUAUGGCUAAACGUAAUGCUUCCACUAUAGUCAAUACGGCUGCUCCUGAAUCAAAGAAGCAAAAAGUCGACACAGUGAAGCCACAGAGAUCUCAAAACACUACUGCUAAAUCAAAAAUCAAACCACAAACUGAAGAUACAAAAAACAAGUCACCAUCAGCAACGCUUGGAUCCACUGGUCAAUUUUCACUGGUAUCAGAGGAGAUACCCAAGUGUCAGCAUAACGAGCCAUGUGUCUUGAAGACAUCCAUGACAAAAGAGAAUAAAGGAAAGAAGUUUUGGACUUGUAAGAGGUCUAGAGGGCAUUCAAAUACAAAGGAUGGUGAAAAAGAGUUCACCUGUGGUUAUUUUCAAUGGAAGUGA